CGACACGACAACAUAGCAUUGGCAUAACGUAUCACGGUUGUUCACCUGCGAGCAUUGCUUCUAUAUGCAUUAAACGACAUAUUUACUGUGAUGUCGACCGACGACACGCUGCCAUGGACGACUUCACGAUGCAAUCGCCUGCUACGCCCGCUCUCAUCCAAACUCGCGAAGCUGCGCAAAGAGCUUGAGCGACCACGUACUGUCAGCGCCGAAUCGCGCAAUGCCUCCUCUGCCUUUGCGAUCAAAGGCUCUCCGCAGAAGACGACCAACUUCACCCGCCCAGCGAAUAAGCCCCGAGGCUUCGAGAAGGCUAGAGAUCCAGACUGGCGGCCCGGCGCGAAGGCAGGGACGGGCAAGAAGACAACGUACGGUGGCCGUGGCCGAGGGAGAGCACCGGCUCUGCAGAGGAAUGGUUCUGGCACGGGCAGGGACGUUGUCUCUCGGCCAGGUGAGAUCGCAUUCACGCCUCUGAUUUCGAGAAUGGGCGGACAGUUGCACAGCAGCCCACAGAUCCCGAUCUCGCCGCUGCGCAAGUACUCCAAGAUUAAGGGCCCUCUUCUAGCUCCGAUAUAUCCGCCAGCGAUACAUGUCCCUGGCGAGAUCCGCAAGCUCACGCAGGGACUAUCUGAAGCCUUCGCGAACAUCCUACAAUCAACCACAACGGGCGGUGAAGCCAGAUGGAAGGGCACAAGGUCGCUCAUGGGUGCUUGCUUGAGAAGGCUGCCGGCCUACAUCGAACUCGAAGAGCAUUUCGCCAAGUUGGACAAGCUGGAAGAAGAUGGAGAGGAGGAGGGUAGGGACGUUGCCAAUGAGAUCUACGAACACCUCGAGACACAGUUCGAGCAAGAACAUGGCCGAGGUUGGCGGCCCUUCAAAAGCGUUGUCCGAGCGCAUGCCACAACAUUGGUAUGCGAUGCUAUAACAGAUGAGGUUCUUGGUCUGGACAACGUAGUGCUUCUUGUCACGCACUGUUUAAACUCCUCUGCUUGGGAUGAAGCUGAGAGGUUGCUUCUAGCAUAUGCACCGCUCCUGGAGUCUGUGUCUAUACCCAUCAACACGCGAGCGGACUUGUUCGACCCUCAAAAGUCGCCUUAUCUGUAUUCCGUGAAGAGUUUUGUCCACCACACAGGACGUUAUCGCUUGCUCUACGAUCUGCUAGAACACAUGGUCGCCUUCGAAAUUCUGCCUCUUGAAUGGCUCGCGACCGACACCAUGCGCCCGGUCUGGGACCGACUUGUUCGAACGAUUACCGUGAACGACCGUCGGACACUUGCAAGCGCUUACCGGUUUUUCGAAACGGUCACCUUGGUAAGUAUGGGAUUACCAGAUGCACGACUGUUAGAAGAUGAAAUUACUGGACCUGUGUCAAGACGAUUCGUACCAUCGUCUCGAGAGGAACUUCGACGCGCGCUGGACACUACGUUCUCCAGCCUACUCACUGUCUUGUGCAGCAUUGCUUUGGUCAACAGUAGUCGCGAAGACCCUGCAGGGAAAGAGAUCGUACAGAGAGUCACAUCGGUGCUAGAUACUGUUGUCAUCGCUUUAUCUGCCCGUGAAGACAUCAGGGAUGAGCUGAAGCUUCUUGGACCGGAGUCGGAUGAUGUUCAACUCAUGGCUCAACGCGCUAUCUGGAUCAUAUUUGCAUCGUAUCUGGUGCAUCUCGGAGGGCCUGAGAACCUGGGCAAGACAUCACUCGAUCCCUCCACCUCUAUUGAACUUGUCAAUUGGGUAGUAACCCAAUAUUCAUCAAACAUUGUCAACCUCGCAUCAAUAUUUUCAACUAUUCCAGCUUUAAUCUCUUCGACCGCACGCGGUACGGGGCGCAUUUGGAAGGACGAUGGUUUCAAUCAACUACAGCGACUCGUCACAGCGCUAACCUCGAGUUCCGGUUGUAGACUACCACACAAGCUAUGGACAUUGAAGCGGCUCGCACUGGAGUCAGCCAGAGACUUUGCCCAUGGCACUGGCGAUGCUGAGCAUAUGGCCUACGUUCGUGACAUUGAGAAGAUGAUGCAUACGCAAGGCCGUCUGGUCAUUAUGCAUUCGCCACAGAAGAAUGAGUCGCCCACGGUCGGUGGCGGCUUCAGAUGGGAGGAGGGCAUUGGCGAAUGGGUCACCUGCACACCAUUCGCAAGGCAGAACAUCAAGCGCCAGAUAGAAGAGCCAGUUCGAGCAUUGGAGCUCUUGCCAACUCCAGCACAGUCUGAAGACGAGAAGACAGAAGCAUCUGAUAUUGAAGAUGGACUCCCUAAUGGCAUACCAGAUACACCAGUGUGGGAAGUCACGGCUCUCGACUACGACGACAACCGAAUACCACAAUCGUCGCCUAUCAAAAAGAGACCGCGGGUUUCCACAUCUUCACUCGGAAAACGCAUUCGCGCACCAUCGCCAAAGGUCGUCAUACCCACGAAGCGAAUGCAUUUAACACCACCCGGUACCCCACCAUUCAAGUACUACUCUGAACUUCCUAAAGAGAAGCACGUCGGUCCCAGACGAUCUCGACGCCCGAAACAAGAGUCCUAUCCAUCUACCUCUCGAUCUCGCACACAACGUUCCAGAACAUCACUUGAAAGCGGACUGCGCAAUCUCAGAAGACCUGUCUAUGCGGAGCCAGCGCUUGGGGUCAGCGAUAGUGACACAAAAGCGUCCAGUUCCUCGCGGGAUGAUUCAGAGGAUUCACCAGUGUCGGUGGAGAGUGUGCUCACCAAGACUGCCCAAACAAACACUCGCCCAUCGGAGCGCACGCGCACACGUCGUUCUCUCCCGACCGUUCUUGCCGGCUACGACGACGGCGACGCAUCUGAGCGCGACGAACUCGGUAGGACACCCGCUCGACCUCGUCUUCCUCUCCGCAAACGAACAAGCGCUCGCCAGUCCAUCCAAGCAUGCACACAGUGGAUGAAGUCACGUCAAGGCAUGGUAGUGGACAGCGAUGAUGACAGUCAAGACGAGCUGAGUUUCUGUUAGGCGCAGAUUAUGCAUCCGUUGCACAGCUUAGACGUAUGUUUGCGUUCAGACAGAGUUUGUCAGGACCUUUUGCUUAGUCGGUGUUGAAUCACCAUCGUUUUUUGUAUUGAUACCCCAGAAUCUUUAUGUUACGUUGUUUGGAUAACAAAAAUACACAUACAUGUCAUCG
This is a messenger RNA of Alternaria rosae, 3136 nucleotides long. RefSeq lists its product as uncharacterized. NCBI's taxonomy places the organism in Eukaryota, Fungi, Ascomycota, Dothideomycetes, Pleosporales, Pleosporaceae. The transcript has a single exon. The coding region runs from base 91 to 2967 and encodes 958 amino acids. The record is from RefSeq and is a predicted model, not a curated record.